Messenger RNA from Sycon ciliatum, 7401 nucleotides. RefSeq names its product intersectin-1-like. Bases 186 to 6329 code for a protein of 2047 amino acids. Gene Ontology annotation, molecular function: guanyl-nucleotide exchange factor activity; calcium ion binding; protein binding. NCBI's taxonomy places the organism in Eukaryota, Metazoa, Porifera, Calcarea, Leucosolenida, Sycettidae. The record is from RefSeq and is a predicted model, not a curated record. The transcript is spliced from 44 exons. Gene Ontology annotation, biological process: intracellular signal transduction; positive regulation of Rho protein signal transduction.
GGCAACCUGCAAGAAAAAAUGCAAAGAGCAGCCAAUCAGGCUUUGUUUUCGUUGUGGAGGUUGGAGGUGGCCAACGUUGUCAGUGCUUCGAAUCGAAACAGUGUAGUAGUUUUGCGUGGCUGUAAUGGUAUCCUGAGCUGUAAACUCGCCACCUGGGAUUGGAAUUAGUGAGCGAGUCGCCCAGCAUGGCUGGCAUGCAGCCUGCAGGCUCGUGGGUGAUUUCACCACAAGACAGAGCUCAGCAUGAGCGCACUUUCUACAGCUUAGGUCCCAUCAACGGCAAACUUAAUGGCGAGAAAGCGCGUGGUUAUCUCGUCCAGAGUGGCUUACCGACAGCUGAGCUGGGACAUAUCUGGACUCUGUGCGAUAUGGACCGCGACGGGCAGCUAACCUCCUCUGAGUUCUCGAUGGCCGUGUACGUCAUCUUCUGCCGCAAGUCUGGCAUCUCGCUACCCAGAACCUUGCCGCCGUCGCUCGUGCAGUCUGCUUCGGUCAAUGUAUCUCCAGCUCAGCCCAGCGUCAUGCCACAGCAGAUGUUACCAAUGGGUCAGCAGCAGUCAUUGCCGGCGAGCAACUCGUCGGGCUUCAGCGGCCAGGUAAUGAGUUCUGCGCAGAUGGCUGGUGCGGUGGGGGCACAACCACCCAGACAAGGACUGUCCGGCACGCCAUCUGUAGGAAAUCAAUCUGGUGGCAACUGGCAGCAGCCGAUCUCCUCCAACAACUCCAAACAGCCGUCGAUGGAUAGUUUGACCUCAUUAGAUUCUCUUGGCAGAACCAACUCGUUGCUGCCGUCGAAUUCCAUGGUGUCAGCCAAUGCCACCGUUCCUGAUGGUGGUGCCGGUGCCGGUGGCGAGUGGGCUAUACCUGCGCAGGCACGUUUCCAGUACAAUCGCAUGUUCAGUGACGCCGACCGUUUCAAGCGCGGCUACCUGACCGGCAUGGAGGCCAGACCACUGCUGCAGCGCACUCAGGUCGCGCAAGCACAGCUGUUCCAGAUCUGGUCCAUGGUGGUGCCGGGCACCAACUCUGCCAUCAAGUGCGAGGAGUUUGUCAUUGCUAUGUACUUGGCGGAGUGUGCGGCUAAGGGAAGAGCUCUACCCAGUACACUGCCUCCGGAGCUUGCUCGCCUCAGAAAAUCCACCACGCCUGUUCUCGCUCAAAAACAACCUGCGGGUGGUGUGACUCCGAACAAGUCAUCAUUUGCAGAAAGAUCAUCGCUGGAGGAUAGAAAGCGUGACAACUUUUCUAAAGGGCAGGAAGUGCUAGAGAAACGCCGACAGGAGCUGCAGGAGCAGAAGCGAAAAGAAGAGGAAGAAAAGCUCCGGAAACUUCAGGAAGAGGAAGAGCGCAAGGCAAAAGAACGGAGAGAGCAAGAGCUGAAGCAGCAAGCGGAACUGGACCGGCAACGUCGCCAGAUGGUGGAAGAGCAGCAGAGACGUGACCUGGAGGAGCAGAAGAUUGUCAUGCAGCGCACGGCCGCGCAGUUGGAAAUGGAACGGAAGCGACGCGAGGACGAAAUUCGUCAGCGGAAGUUGGAGCUGAUGCAGCAGAGGUCCCGUCUUGUUGACCAAGUCAACACCGUCAAGCCUCGUGCUCGCCGUGUGGCCAUGGAGUUAGAGACGCUGCAACAUCAGCACACUGAACUCAAGGCCACAUUGAGGACGGGCACGGGACGCAAGGAGGAGCUGGAGAAUCGUAUACUAAGCAUGACAUCACGCACUGGCUCCUCGCGUACUCAGCUGGAGGAGCUGCGUGCCGAAACCAUGCGUGCUCGAGAGCACUUGUCCCGCGUGUCUCGCGAGCGUGAGACCUUGAGCGCGCAGGUGGCGCAGUCGACGCGUGGAGCCGAAUCCGUGCAAGGCUAUCAGUCCACCAUCAAUGAUCUCCGCGACAUCACCAGCCGUGUGUCGGCACUGCGCUUGGAGCGUUCUAACCACUCGCGCCAGAUCCAACAGAAGCGCACCGAGCUGGAGCACGAGCGAAAAGUUGUUCUGUCACUGCGACAGGAAGAACAGCAGAAGACACGCUCUGCAGAACAAGCCAAGUCACAGCUGCAAGCUCUGGAGCAACAACUGGCCGAGGAGAAACGACAGGAAGAGCUUGCAAAGCAACGCAAGCUAGAAAUGGAAGCUAGAAUUCGAGAAGAAGAGGUGAAGAGACGACAAGCAGAGGAGAGACGACAAGCCGAACUUAAGCAUAGGAAGGAAGAGGAGGAAGCCGAGGCAAAGCGGAAAGAAGAAGAGGCAAGCAAGAAAACGAAAAACAAGGACGCAGAUUUCUUUGGUUCGGAUUCGAUUGGCAGCUGGCCGGGAGCGGACACGACCACAACCUCCACAGCAACAGCGACGGCAGGCGAGACAAGUUCAGCUUUCUCGGCGGCAUGGCCUGAUGCGUCGUCGUCAUCCUCGACUAACACAGCAACGGCAGGCGAUGCUUUCACUUCAGGCUUUGCCACUGCUUUCCCGUCAGGGGACGAUGACUGGACAAAGACGACGUCGGCAAAGGAAACAUCCAAGCCAUCUACCACCACCGCCUCUGCCCCGGCUGCAACAGCAUCUGAUCCUUUUGCUGACCUGCCAGCAGGGACAUUCAGCGCAAGUAACACACCUGAUCCGGCUGCUUCAUCGGCAAGCGGCGACAUCUUCGCAGUGAGCUGGGGAAACAAUGCUGCUGCCAACCAAGGAUCUGCUGGCACGUCGAACGAGGUGGGAACUGUUGCUACUGCUAGUGCUGCUACUGCUGCAAGCUUUCCUGAGGAGGACAGUGCAGAAAGUUUUACUGGUGAUGUGCCAGAUGGCUUGAGAAAAUGGGUUAGCAAAAAGCAGCAGGCUUCAUAUAACGUAUCUACGUCUUCAUCGUCUUCUACUUCAUCCCAGGUUUCAGCAGCACCAUCUAUGGCAAGCACACAAGCUACUCCAGUCAUUGCUACCGUACAGUCAAGCAAACCAGCAGCAGUGAACAAACUUGGAACUAGCCCGAAGCCACCCCGCCCAGGACCUCCUAGGCCCGCCAUUGCUCCGGUGGCUUCUGCCUCACCGAUCCCUCGCCGACCUGCACCUAUCGCCGCCCAUCGUCACAACACAUCAUCAUCGAGUGCGUCGGAGCAGGAUGUUUCAUCCGCUAUGUCUCUGGACACUAUGAAGCCUGUACCGCAGCCUCGCCGUGCCACACCACCCGACACGGUGCAGGUGUCACAAUCUGAAUCAUCCGUUGCCACCAGCGGUAGCAACACUAGUGCAACUAAAGACAAGGAGGACGCAGUGCGCCGGAAGGUUGAAGAGCUGCAGCGCAAGAAAGCUGAGCUGCAGAAGUUGAAGCAGCAGAGGGAGCAAGAGGCAAAGAAAACCGAACAGGACGGCAAACAGAAUGCGUUGGGAAGUGAUUCUGACGUUGGUCUGAGUCGUACGCAGUACAAGGCCGAGUUUGGCUUCCAAGCACGUAGUGAUGAGGAGCUGACGUUCAAUGAAGGUGAUCUGAUACUGAGUACCAGUGACCUAGGUACCCCAGAGCCCGGCUGGCUGGGCGGUGAGCUGAAUGGCAAGAAGGGCUGGUUUCCGCAGAGCUACGUGUCAGUCUUACCGGCGUCGGCAACGCUGCUGCCUGCUAGCGCCGCCACACCCAACUACGCUGCUGUGGGUGCUGCUGUGGCUGCUGCUGCGGGCACGGAGCAGAACUUCUCUGACUCUGGUGCGUUCUCGAACAAUCAACAGCAGCAGCAGCCAUCGUCAGUGACGUCCGCUGCCAGUAGCAGCAGCAUUAAUGCUAGUCAGCAUGAGGAUAACGAAGAGAGAGCGGUUGCACUGUACAACUGGAAGGCGAAGAAAGAUACGCACCUGUCCUUCAAGAAGGGCGACAUUAUCAUCGUGAAAGAGAAGGACGAUAUGUGGUGGUCGGGAGAUCUGGAUGGCAAGAUUGGCUGGUUUCCUAAGUCGUAUGUAAAGAUCGCACCAGGCAGCACUGCAUCGGUAUCACAGGCAUCAAGUGUCACCUCUCCUCCAUUCUCGCCUGUUCAAGGUCAUCCAGGAGAGCCUUCAGAAGAGGCUGCUGCAGCCAGUACUGGAGAGUUUGUGGCUCUCUAUCCGUACACGGGCCCCAGUGGUGAUUUGACGUUUGCUCAGGGUGACAUCAUUAGCGUGACAAAGCAGGGCGGUGAGUGGUGGGAGGGCACUACCAAUGGCCGCUCCGGUAUGUUCCCGGCUACGUAUGUCACUCCGAAGACACAAGACGAUGAUGCAGCACCCGGUCAGCAGCAGCAGUCACAACAGGCGUCCGUUGCUCCCAGCGCAUCAACAACAUCAGGAUCAGGAUUGGCUGGUGGCAAGCCUGCCAUCGCUACCGUGACCAGUAACUUCACGGCAACUAAUCCCGACGAGCUGUCGCUGUCUGUCGGUCAACUGGUGGCUGUGUCCAAACAGGACGGUGACUGGUGGGAAGGAACACUGCAGGCCCGUGGUAAGAAGCGCCAGGCGGGUCGGUUUCCCGGCGCGUAUGUUCGUCUACUGGGUGCUCCAUCGGACUCGCAGGUUGCCAAGCGUGCUUCACAUGUUCAUAGCGCUUCUCAACAGCAGCAGCAGCAAGUAACGUCGCCAGUCAGUGUGAAAUCAGGAACCGUGCUCAGCAUUCAAAGCAACACAUCAUUGUGUAAAGUGACAGCAUUGUUUGCGUACGAUGCUGCCAAUGACGAUGAGUUGACGUUAGCUCAGGGUAGCGUGAUCGCCGUCCAUGAACGAGGUGGGUCCUGGUGGAGAGGUGAACUCAACGGCAAGGUUGGACUCUUCCCGUCGAACUACGUGCAGGAGGAACCAGCAGCAACAGGCAUCGUCAAUCCAGCACAGGCCUGGACGUCUGCCAUACAUGCUGAUGUCUUACCCACUGUCAGUGCGGAAGAAAGGAAACGCCAGCAAGCCAUCCAUGAGCUGAUCUCCACAGAGCAGAGCUAUGUAGAUGACUUGAUCAUGGUGACAAAGUGCUUCCAGAAACCUCUCGUCGUUCGAAACAUCAUCCCGGAGGAUAUUAUCAACACAAUUUUCACUAACAUUGAUGACAUCAUCAGUGGAAAUUCUAUCUUCCUCCGAGCACUGCUAGAUCGACAAGUGGAUGGCGUACCCUACCUGAUCCCUGUCAUAGGUGAUCUGCUCUGUGAGCAGAUACCUCGUCUGACCACACAUGUUCGCUUCUGCAGCUGUCAGAUCCGUGCCAUAAACCUGCUUCAGGACCUGAGUGCGAGUGAUGAACCAUAUCAGCAGUUUGAACAGGAGUGUUCCAAGGAGAAAGUUGGUGGUGGUCUGCCCUUGCAGAGCUUUCUGUUAAAACCCAUGCAACGUGUCACCAAGUAUCCACUGUUGGUGCAGCAGGUUCUCAAGUACACCAGCGAAGAUCAAACGGAUCAUAGUAACCUUGUCGCAGCCGUUGAUGCUGCACAGAAACUAUGUGAAGAGGUGAAUGAAGGUGUUCGUAUGCAGGAGAACUCCGAUCGUCUAGAAUGGAUGCAGAAGAACUUUGUCAUGCCAGAUUUGAAAGAGUACUUUCAUUUCAAUUCCAAUACGAACUGUCUUGGGCCAAGGAAGAUAUUGCGAGAAGGCAUGCUGAGCAAGGUUGCUAGCGGUCGUGAACUGCAUGCAGUUCUAUUCAAUGACUUCUUGCUCUUAGCUAAGCCGGUCAACACGAAUCCUUUCGCCAAGGCCUUUGGCAACGACCAGGAAGAAAAGCGCACCAUGUACAGACAACCUUAUUUCCUAAAUGAGGUCCUGGUCAAGGAGGCAAAUGCAGAAGAAUUUGGUGACAACUUCUGCUUUCACAUCUCUCAUCUUGGCAAGAUUGUGUCACUACGCGCUGAAAGCAAGUCCGACCGUGAUGGUUGGGUGAAUGAUAUCCUCAAAGCAAACUCUGCGUUUGUGGAGAAGCUACGUCAGAUGAAGUCCAAGUCAGCUAAGGCUCGUGAGCAGUCGGCAGCUGGUGGAGUAGCUACCGCUGUGAUACAUCUAAUAGAUGGGAAAAACCUGAAAGCAUCAGAUCCAACUGGUAAGAGUGAUCCAUACGUACGCGUAACUCUUGGGCAGCAGGAACAUCGCUCUCAAGUCAUUCUGGAAACUCUUAGUCCAACAUGGGAUCAUAAGAUGGUGUUUAAUUUGCACGACCUGUCAUCCGAAGUGUUGUGUUUCACUGUGUUUGAUCAUGAUCGGUUCAGUCCUGAUGAUUUCUUAGGCCGAGCUGAGAUAAAUGUCAACAGUUUGACAGGCCCCGGUCCCUGGAAGAAAGUGCUUGUCUUGCAAGGUGUGGACACUGGAGAGAUUCGUCUCAGUAUACAACUCAUUCCCAAGAAGUCAUGACCACCGCAACCGACACUCGCGCGUGAGCUGUGAUGAUGUUGUGAUCACUGUGUGUUUGUCAGCAUGCCUCUGCUCUGUAGUAGCAGUAGCUGUUGUAUUGCUGCUGUGUGCGUGUGUAUUCGGCAUCAUGCUCCUACUUGUAUAUCGUGUAUCUAGAACAACAUAUUGUCAAGUGCUGUGUGUACUGCUAUCAUGGUUAUGUGUGUGCUGCUGCCAUGGUUACGUGCUUGUUGCUGCCAUGGUUACUAGCUCUGCUGAUUUCUCUACCGCUAUGGGUGGAGCAGGCACAGCUCCAGCGUUGAACUGUUUCCUCUUCGUGCAGCCACAGCAUGGAGAUGGUAUGUUUGGCGCUUGGAUAGCCUGGACAUUGCCUUUCUUCAACCCUCACCCUUGCCACAGCUUUCUUUAUCCUGCCUCCUGCUCUUGACGGAAACUGCUCUUGCUGCGUUCCUGGCUGAUUUGGCAAGAUGUACCUAGGUGUGCUGCUACUAAUCAACUAAUGACAUCUUGCGAGGCACUUCACUGUUGGGUCUCUCCAAUAUCCAGUCUAGUAUUACUGUCUACAGCUCACUGUUUAGCAUCCCAUUAUUCCCUGUUUACCACCGGCAAGUAGUAAAAUACGUGCUACCCUCUGUGGGAGUAGUAAAAUACUUACUACCCCCUGUUGGUUACCGGUCGCUCGUCAGUAUCGUCGUGCUGCUCUGCAUUUCUGCUUCUUCCCUAUUUGUUUUACUAUUUUUAAAGAUCUUUACUCGAAUUUGUGUCCUGGCAGGAUUGGGCCGACUUGUGACACAACACCCUUUGUCUGGCGUAGUAGUAGUACUGUAGUAGGCUUUUAACGAUAGCAUGUUCAACUUCUUCUACUGGAACGGCGCUGGCUUCUUUCUCCCUUAUAGGUGUACAUAGAACACAACAAUUAUUUACUUUCCACCGCUUUUUGUUUUUGUUUUUCUGUUUUUGUUUUGCUUGUCCGCGGUGCCCUGCCCACUUAUUUUAAUUGAAACUAUUUUCGGCACUUCACACAAAGAGAACGAGAUAAAAAACAAGUUCAUCAUCAAAGAUUGAAAAAUCA